AUGCAUCGCUUUAUCAACUCUUCUUCAUCACCCGGCUCUCCUCGACCAAGGGAGAAACAACUCCUCAAUGAGAAUCAAGAAAUGAGAAAGCGCGUCAACGAGCUCGAUCAUCUUGUCCAAGAACAGGAGCGUGAACACAAGACGAUCGCUAGCAAGCGUGCCGAGCUGGAGCACGAGAUCAAACUGGUGAAGGCGAAGGCCAAAGAGCUGCAACAAGAAGUGAACUACAAAACUGGCCUUGUGAGCGAUCUCGAAAAGGAGCUUGCCGAGCUGAGGAAGAACUGCGCUAGUCAAGAGGCGGACAUUUCGUUAAUGAAGAUCGAUUUUGGCAAGACGCUUCGAGCACUUGAAGAAGCUGACGCGACCCGACGGGGACUUGAUGAAGCGAAAGAGCACGCCAUUGCACAGGUGAAGUCCUUCAAAGAAAAGCUGGACGACGCUAAUGCGGAAAUCGAUGAACUUACUGCGAAGGCCCGAACUUUUGAGCGAGCCGCUGAAGAUUACAGGAGACACUUCGAGGAAAAGGAUAGGGAGCUCAACGAAAUCGUUUCCGACUAUUCGAAUCACCGGCGUGCUAAACAAGCCGACAUUGAAGCAAAAGAAACGCAGCACUUGGAAGAAAUCCGACAAUGCGAAGAAGAAAUUCGGACGUUGAAAGAGAAACUACAAGUCGCCGAAGAAUCACAACUGGAGCAACUUCGAUCGUCUGAAAAUGAGAAGAAGAAGGAACGAGCCAUUCGCGAUGGUCUUCAAGAGCAAAUCAAGAACCUCGAGUCGUACAAUAUGCAAUUCAAAACGAUGAUGAAUGCUGCCAAAGACGAGGAGACAUCUGAAAUUUCUAGACUUACCGCUGAAAAUGCUUCUUUGAGGCGACAAGUAACGGAAAUGCAGGAAAGGGAGCAUGUUUUGCAGACUCAAUUGUUCGAUCAUCAAGGCGUCAUAAAUGAGAUGAACAAGAAAAACAUGAAGCUUGAGGAGAUGUGCCAGAAGCUGGAGAAAGUUAACUCGCAACUGGAAAUGACCGUGCAGCAAGUUAUGGCAAGGGAGAAGACAGCUGAAGGAACUCGCUCGGAAGAAUUCAACGAGCUCAAGACAAUUUUCGGAAAGUUAGAAGAAGAGAAAAUUCAACUGAAAGAAAAACUUGUUGCCGAAGAGAAGAAGUCGUAUGAUGCUUUCCUGGAAUUAAGCAACGCAAACAACGAAAUUGAAACGCUGAAAGAAGAAAAUACUCGUUUCAGCUCCCGAAACAAGCAACUCGAAGUGCAACUCCAUGACACCAAAGAAGACUAUGAGCGCAAAUUGCGUGACUCGCUCUUUUCUCGUGACGCCUACGUCCAAAACCUCAAAGAAGCGCAUGAAAAGGAAACACAACUACUGAAAGAAAACGUAACGAGAAAAGUGAUUCCAUCUUCUGAACUUCAAGGCCAGGGCAGUGCGAAGGCUAUCGAGAAUGAGCUGGAGCCUCGUUCCAAACAGACGUUGUCGACUCGAAAUCGUUCAUCCAUUGGCCCCAUGCCCCUCGCUCGAGGAUAUGGACAACAAGAAGACAAAUAUGACAAAUACGGACGACUACGCGAAUUGCACGAACGAAACGUUUUGGCUCGACCCCAUCUCCAAGAGUCUUAUUUCAUCGAAGCACAAUCGCCCACUUCUGACGCAAUUAUCAACGGACAGAUUCCGAAAUUGGUCGAGCAAAUGCGGACCCCGGCAAAAUAUAACGUGAUCAUCGUGGAAAGGCAAAGGAAAUACUCCAAACCAGAGGGAUCACAUCUAUGCCAUCUUCUUCAAUCCGUCCAUCGAGCAGAGGCAGAUUCCGUUUGUAAACUCUUUGAAGAAGUCUUCAAAAUGGCUCUUCAAGCUAGUCACACCGGGCAACAGUUGAAGAAACAAAAAAUCGAUUACUUUAUGAGCUGGCAAAAGAUGGAACGGGCUUUUGUCUGUGUCCGAGCGCGUGAUGGUAACGAUCGGGUGGUGGAAGCGAGCGGCUCGACGGUCAAAUUGGAGAAAACCGACUACAAGGUGGAUAGAGCCUUUGACUGGACGGCCUCACAGACAGAUGUCUAUGCAGCUUUGGGAAAGAAAGUUGUCGAUGGAAUCACGAUUGGACUCAACGGAACAAUAUUUGCAUACGGGCAAACUGGAAGUGGUAAAACGUACACGAUGGUGGGCCCUUCACAAAUUGAUGACUUCUCUACUAUUCCGGUCAACGAUCAAGGCAUAAUUCCAAGAUGCAUCGACGAUCUCUUCAGUUUCCUCAAAGCUAAAACCGACCAGCUGACCAAAGAGAAAUUCCAAAGUGAAAUGCACAUUUGUUAUGUGCAACUGUAUCAAGAGGAAUGGUAUGACUUGCUGGAUGACAACGUAAAGCUUCAAUUUCGUACAUUGACGGGUUUGAAUGCCAAGCGGUUUAAGGUUACUUCCACAGCGGAAGCUCUGGAGCUUCUUUCCAAAGGAUGGAAUGCAAGAAAGACAGUGGAAACGAAGUUGAACAGUGCAUCGAGUCAAUCCCACUGCGUGUUCGUGAUUGAGGUUGAUAUGAAAAUUACGGGCAACACAGUGAUGGCUUUGAACAGCAAAGUGAACAGCCUGAAUCAGCAAUUCCAAGAUGCACAAUUAGAAUACAAAGCAAUGCUGCAAAAUCUUCAAGAAGAAAACGAAGAGUUAAAACUUUUGACGCUGAAACAAAGCGCCGAAAUCGACGCGUUAAAAACAAAAAUUUGUUUUGAGGAUGAGCGAACUGCUUUGCAAACUCCACAAACAUAUACCAAACGCCGCCGUACUAUAUAUCUGCCAUCGGAAGAAGUUCGCCGAUCCGUACAAAGGGCCCGAACACUCAACUUUAACGACGAAGAGGAAGUAGCAGCUGAUGUGCACAUUGCUGAAAAAAAUAUUGUCUCAUUUUCCCAGGAAGAAAACAAAGAGAAUAAUCUAGAAAUGGAGCUGACUUUGCAUAGACAACUUAUUGAGGAGAAAAACCAGGAAAUCCUCGCCCUAAAGAAUCAAGCAAAUGCGGUUCAAGCAGAAGCACAAAUGCAGGCGGAAAGUUUGACGAAGCAAUUGGAGGAAGAACGUAAAAUGGCAAGCAGGCUAGAGAGAAACAACCUGGAGAUCACCAAACAGAUUGCAAAUUUGGUCGAGGAGGUGAAGUCCUUCAAAGAAAAGCUGGACGACGCCAAUGCGGAAAUCGAUGAACUUACUGCGAAGGCCCGAACUUUUGAGCGAUCCGCUGAAGAUUACAGGAGACACUUCGAGGAAAAGGAUAGGGAGCUCAACGAAAUCGUUUCCGACUAUUCGAAUCACCGGCGUGCUAAACAAGCCGACAUUGAAGCAAAAGAAACGCAGCACUUGGAAGAAAUCCGACAAUGCGAAGAAGAAAUUCGGACGUUGAAAGAGAAACUACAAGUCGCCGAAGAAUCACAACUGGAGCAACUUCGAUCGUCUGAAAAUGAGAAGAAGAAGGAACGAGCCAUUCGCGAUGGUCUUCAAGAGCAAAUCAAGAACCUCGAGUCGUACAAUAUGCAAUUCAAAACGAUGAUGAAUGCUGCCAAAGACGAGGAGACAUCUGAAAUUUCUAGACUUACCGCUGAAAAUGCUUCUUUGAGGCGACAAGUAACGGAAAUGCAGGAAAGGGAGCAUGUUUUGCAGACUCAAUUUUUCGAUCGUCAAGGCGUCAUAAAUGAGAUGAACAAGAAAAACAUGAAGCUUGAGGAGAUGUUCCAGAAGCUGGAGAAAGUUAACGCGCAGCUGGAAAUGACCUUGCAGCAAGUUAUGGCAAGGGAGAAGACCGCUGAAGGAACGCGUUCGGAAGAAUUCAACGAGCUCAAGGCAAUUUUCGGCAAGUUAGAAGAAGAGAAAAUUCAACUGAAAGAAAAACUUGUUGCCGAAGAGAAGAAGUCGUACGAAGCUUUCCUGGAAUUAAGCAACGCAAACAACGAAAUUGAAACGCUGAAAGAAGAAAAUACUCGGUUCAGCUCCCGAAACAAGCAACUCGAAGUGCAACUCCAUGACACCAAAGAAGACUAUGAGCGCAAAUUGCGUGACGCCUACGUCCAAAACCUCAAAGAAGCGCAUGAAAAGGAAGCACGACUACUGAAAGGAAACGCAACGAGAAAAGUGAUUCCAUCUUCUAAACUUCAAGGCCAGGGUGGUGCGAAGGCUAUCAAGAAGGAGCUGGACCCUCGUUCCAAACAGACGUUUUCGACUCGAAAUCGUUCAUCCAUUGGCCCCAUGCCCCUCGUUCGAAGAUAUGGACAACAAGAAGACAAAUAUGACAAAUACGGACGACUACGCGAAUUGCACGAACGAAACGCUUUGGCUCGACCCCACCUCCAAGAGUCUUAUUUCAUCGAAUCACAAUCGCCGACCUCUGACGCAAUUAUCAACGGACAGAUUCCAAGAUUGGUCGAACAAAUAGGGACGCAAAUUACUGAACAUGGAGCCACACAAAGAAUGCUUGGGGGCGACAUAUUGAGCUCAGAUGCGGAUCUGAUUCAUCAAACCACCCCGUCAAAUUUCACCGAAGCAGAGAAGAAUGUCGAGACGCGAAGGCUCCAAUUGAUUCACGAGUUGCUCGCUGAAAGAGGAGCAUUGACAAUCGAUGAGAUCUAUCAUUACUUGGCUGGGAGAGAUACGCUGAUGGCCAUAAAUCUCCCGUUUUCCAAUGCUUCCGAAUUAAACAAUUUUGUCAAGAACCGAGCGUUUGUCUUCGGAUACGAUAUCUUCACCGAAAAGGCGUGGAAUCGAACAUUUGAAUAUCGCACCAUUUUUGUCCAAGUGAUGCGUUAUGUGUUCUUUCGGAAUAAAAAUCGAUGCCCACGGUCACAACUUAUGGAUUUCCUUAAACCUGAGCUGAGAACUGGAAAUGGACUUGGAAUGAAAUUUCGAAGGGAUUACCCAAAGCAGUUUCAACGAUUCCUUAAGCAACACAAUUUGACUCUUGAAGAUAAAGAUGAAGAGAUUCGAAUCAGAAAGAGCGCAAUUUCAUCAAUUCCAAGUCUUUUCCUUACGGAUUGCCUUCCACGGAUUGAAACAACGCAAGAAUUAUCUGGCAAACAGCGAGAAACGUUUUGGGAUAGGUCGAACACUUUUGCCUGUUUGGGUUAUGUUGUUAGCAGCACUCCAAAUUACGCAAAAGCUCAAAUCAUGUGCGGUCCGAACGAAGGAAAAUCAGUGUACGUGUUGUGCAUGAAUGUAAAUCUUGGUGAUAUCAGUAUGACCGAAGAAUUUCCAGUUGGACAAAAAGUGGAGCUUUUCGCUCAUUACUCCUACAAUGCAAAGUGCGAUUACACAGCAACGGCCAUCCGCAAAAUCAAUCCGAUCAAGUUUCCGUGGAAAAUUCGUGCCGGGAAAAUUGGUAUGUCAAAGAAAAAUAUCCUUCCACCAACAAAAGCUGGAGUUUCGCAAGAGAAAAGCCGCGAAAUCGAACACGAGAUCACCAACCUCAUCGACAGGGAAACGAGCCGUCUUCUUUUGAUUCGAGGCCUAUUGAGGAAUACUCAAGGAGUUUCAUUGGAAAUACUUAGCAUGGAGCUUGCCAAAACUGGCCCGGAUGCGAUUUUUUCUACAACUGAGGAUUUGAUUGAUUUCAUCGACGAACGCCCAUUCAUUUUCAGAAAGCAAGCGGAUCCAGACGGUAACAUCUUAAUUAUUGAAAGGAGCAAAAUGGAGGAACAAGUGCUUUUGGAUGUUUUGAAAUUGAUUUCAGUUCAUAAGCCCUUUGGAAUCAAGCGUGUCGAGCUUUACAAGCAUCUCAAAGCUGGCAAAUGUGGAGGACCGUUGCAAGAGGAGUUGAUUAAAGGCGAGUAUGUCUUCGACCAAUUGAUGCGCGAAUUGAUGCCUCUCCUCAAAUCCGAUGCAUAUGGUGGAAAUGAGAGGGUUUAUUCGCUGAUCGGAACUUUCUACAAAGAUCACUUCUUCCCGUAUUCGAUUAUCUCGUUUGGGCGUUUCUCCAAUCUUGAGGGAUUUGGACAACGCUGCUUUGUUUCAGCAGAGAUUACCCUGGGUGAAGCCGAGGAUUACCGAGGAGUGGCAAAUUGUGUGAUCAAGGCACCCGGAGAGGAUGCCGUCCAUCCAAUUGAAAGGGGGGUUGGAUCACAUUAUAUGAACUCGGGACCAUUGAUUGACACGGCGGACGCCGGAACACAUCAUGAAAAGCUCGAUCUACAGAGUUCGGUGAAGCUUCAAACAAAUGGAGUGGUUGUACCGGUGAAUGCACCCGAAGAUGCGCCUUUGAUCGAUUUCAGCGACGAUGCCGACAGUGCUGUCUCUGGCGAACAUUUUGAAGCUGCUGUCGCUCCUUCCGAUCCUCUAACAGUGAUGGAGAAUUUUGUUAAAUACGAAGAACUCCUCGAACCACGAGAUUACCUCACAAAUUUCUACAAGAUUCGAUUGGAACAAGAAGAACUACGACGAAUUCCCGAAUAUUCGUCCGUGAUAGCUACCUCUCCCAUGCACUUUCAAAGAAAUCGCUAUCGAGACAUUCUGCCAUAUGAUUCGAAUCGUGUCGUGUUGAGGAGUGUCGAUCAAACAGAAAACCCUGAAGGAUAUAUUAACGCUUCCAAUAUUGAUUUGGGUGGCACAAAAUUUAUUGCUGCUCAAGCGCCUCUUUCGACGACUCUUGGUGAUUGGUGGGCGAUGAUUGAGGAAUAUGAUGUUUCUCUUGUCGUCAUGUUGUGCAAGUUGAUUGAGAUGAGUAAGGUAAAAUGUGAGCGUUACUGGCCUGAAAAACCAGGAGAAUCGCAAAUCUAUGGUGACAACUACGAAGUGACGGUGGAAUCAGAAGAACGAUUUGAAGAUGAUGACGAGUAUGUUUUGCGAACGCUGCGUUUGGAAAAUAUUACGACAAAAGCAUCAAGGACAAUUCAUCAGCUUCAUUACUCAGAAUGGCCAGAUCAUGGUUGUCCAACUGGUGAACAUCAAUUAUUGAGAAUGAUUGAAAAAAUGGCGGAGAUCCAAGGCGCAAAGCCAACGCCAAUUCUUGUUCAUUGCAGUGCUGGAGUCGGGCGAACGGGUACGAUUAUUUCAGUAAAUCAUAUUCGGGAGCUGAUCAAGGAUAAUAAACUAUCCGAAUUGGAUCUAUUUAAUCUCGUUAUGCAUUUACGUACACAAAGGUCAUCGAUGGUUCAAACACAGGAUCAAUACCAGUUUGUUCAUAAAUGUGUCGCGCACUAUUGCAAAGAAAAGCUCGGUCUCCCAUGCCCUGAGGCUGCCAAGUUGAAAAAUGGUAUUGUCGAACCAGAAGUGCCAAGACCAAUGGAGAAUACUCAAGAUGAUGGUAACUGCGAUGAUCAAAAAGAAACGUCUAUUCCUGAAUAUCCAAUUGAACCUCCCGGACCGCUAGGACCCGAAGAUUCCCCCAGC
This is a messenger RNA of Mesorhabditis belari, 7359 nucleotides long. The record is from the annotation of a GenBank genome assembly. Lineage: Eukaryota; Metazoa; Nematoda; Chromadorea; Rhabditida; Rhabditidae.